This is a messenger RNA of Adineta ricciae, 819 nucleotides long. The record is from the annotation of a GenBank genome assembly. Lineage: Eukaryota; Metazoa; Rotifera; Eurotatoria; Adinetida; Adinetidae.
AUGAUUUUUUUAUUUUCAUUAACUACAAUACGAAAUACCACUCAAAGUAAUGCAAUAUUCACUGGUCCUUUGACUAAUUAUGCUUUUAUGACUUAUCGACAUGAGGAUUAUACUCCGAUCUUUCCGCGAACAUACGGAGGAUGUAACUGUGGGUUUUCAGCAAGCUGUAAUUUUUUAUCGUAUAUUCGUGCUUAUGCAACUGAGACUACAUUAUUCGUUAUACCAGGUUUCUAUAGUGCAUGUUACACAACUGAAUCAUUACUUCAAUCUGAUCUUCGAUGCUUCUAUAAUCAAGCAUGUAUAGAUGAGCUAAAAUCAUGGUUCGUAUCACCUGAACAAAGAAAUAUAACAUCUCUUGAUAGUUCAGUAACAAGUCGCUUUCUAUCGAAUACAACAUUUGAAGGAAUUAUUGAGUGUACAUAUACACGUCAAGCAAAGAAUAAUGCUGUUUAUAUUGUAACUACAUUAUUUGGACUGACUAGUGGCUUAACAAAAGCAUUUAGAUUAACCAUACCAUUUCUAGUUAAAUAUACGACAUUAUUUAUUCGAAAAUGGAAAAGAAGAAAUACUGUACCCUUGCCAAUAAUUAAAGUUGAAGGAGAAAGGAAAGCUACUCCACAAACUGAGCAUGGUGGUGCAAAACCAGCUGUACCCACACAUGCUAUUUCACAUCCUGCAACUCCAAGAAAUCCCAACAGAGGAACUGCAGCAGUCGAUGCACAAAAAACUGUGCAACAGGCUACACAAGCUAAAGGAUCAGCACCAGUUUUCAAAACCGUCAUUAACAUGAAUACCAAAAGAACGAAUAUAAACGAAUAA